This is a messenger RNA of Lonchura striata (white-rumped munia), 1845 nucleotides long. The record is from RefSeq and is a predicted model, not a curated record. Lineage: Eukaryota; Metazoa; Chordata; Aves; Passeriformes; Estrildidae.
AUGGGCGGCAUCGGCCCCAACGUGCUGAUGGUGCACAAGCGCAGCCACACCGGAGAACGGCCCUUCCAGUGCCAGCAGUGCGGCGCGUCCUUCACGCAGAAGGGGAACCUGCUGCGCCACAUCAAGCUGCACUCGGGGGAGAAGCCCUUCAAGUGUCCCUUCUGCUCCUACGCCUGCCGGCGCCGCGACGCCCUCAGCGGCCACCUGCGCACCCAUUCCGUCUCCUCGCCCGUGGUGGGGAAGCCGCACAAGUGCAGCUCCUGCGGCCGCAGCUACAAGCAGCAGAGCAGCCUGGAGGAGCACCGGGAGCGCUGCCACGGGCACCGGCACCGCCGCAGCCCCGCGCCCGCAGGAGAGGAAAUCCGGGAGCUGGACAUGGUGCCCGAGGCGUUGCUUCAUCCUGAGCGCCCCACCUUCAUCGAGCGUUUGGCAGGCAGCUUUACUAAAAGGAAACGAUCCACGCCUCAGAAAUUUGUGGGUGAGAAGCAGAUGCGCUUCGCCCUCUCGGAGCUGCCCUUCGAUGUCAGCCCCGCGUUCGACAAGGACGUGGAGGUGCUCCCGUCCCGCGGCCACUCCCUGGAGCCGCCCUACGCCGGGCCGCUCUCGCUGCUGGGCUCCGCCGACCCUCUCCGCCCGCUCCGCCUGGCCACCAACUGCAUCACCGAGGUCACGCCGGUCAUCAGCUCCGUCUACACCCAAAUCCAAGCCCUGCCCGCCCGCCUCGAGCUGCCGCGGGGCCGCGGCGACUCCUCGGAGGACGGCGCCGAAGGAAUCCCGGUGAUUUUCCGCAGCUCGGCCGGCGGGGCGUCCCCGUCCAACGGCUGCCACGACUCCACGGACACCGACAGCACCCAGGAGGAGCGAGCGGGCGGCGGCAGCAGCCGCCACAGCCCCGCCUAUGCCAAGGAGGAGCCCAAGGAGGAUCCCGACGGAGCGGCGAGGUGUUUCCCCAAGGAAUCGCUGCGGGUGCUCAACGAGGAGGGCGAGCAGCUGCGGGCGUUCUGCUGCGAGCACUGCCGCGUGCUCUUCCUGGACCACGUCAUGUUCACCAUCCACAUGGGCUGCCACGGCUUCAGGGACCCUUUCGAGUGCAACAUCUGCGGCUACCGCAGCCAGGACCGCUACGAGUUCUCCUCGCACAUCGUGCGCGGGGAGCACAAGAUCUGAGGUGGGAGACGUCGCCCUUUCCUGCCUCCAAUUUUCUGAUUUUACCCCGGUUUUCCCCUCCUAAAUCGUGCUCAGCAAACACAAAAUGUGAGAUGGGAAAAUUCCCCCUUUUCUUGCCUUCAAUUUUCUGAUUUUACCCCGGUUUUCCCCUCCUAAAUUGUGCUCAGCAAACACAAAAUGUGAGAUGGGAAAAUUCCCCCUUUCCUGCCUCCAAUUUUCUGAUUUUACCCCGGUUUUCCCCUCAAAUCGUGCUCAGCAAACACAAAUGUGAGAUGGGAAAAUCCCCCCUUUCCUGCCUCAAAUUCCUCAAUUUUCCCCUCCUAAAUCGUGUUCAGCAAACACCAAAUGUGAGAUGGGAAAAUCCUCUUUUCCUGCCUCCAAUUUUCUGAUUUCACCCCAGUUUUCCCUUCAAAUUGUGCUCAGCAAACACAAAUGUGAGAUGGGAAAAUCCCCCUUUUCCUGCCUCAAAUUCCUGAAUUUUCCCUUCCUGCAUUGUACAUGGCAAGCACAAAAUGUGAGAUGGGAAAAUCCCCCUUUUUCUGCCCCCAAUUUUCUGAUCUCACCCCAGUUUUCUCCUCCUAAGUCGUGCACAGCAAACUCAAAAUGUGAGAUGGGAAAAUCCCCUUUUUCCUGCCUCCAAUUCCCCAGUUUUCCCCUUCCAAACACAAAAUGUGAGGU